Molecule: messenger RNA, 1022 nt
Organism: Hyalella azteca
Lineage: Eukaryota; Metazoa; Arthropoda; Malacostraca; Amphipoda; Hyalellidae
Exons: 6
Coding region: 288-1022 (244 amino acids)
Biological process (GO): biosynthetic process
Source: RefSeq, a predicted model, not a curated record
GUGAAUAUCUUUUAAUAUAAUCUUGACAUUGAGUCUAUUGUGCUUCCAGUUAAUCAUGUUAAUGUGUCAUCAUUGUCAUGGAAUGGAGGGAAUAGGCUAGACCUGGACAGUGGACUUAACUUGAAUGUUUUAGAACUUUUAGGUCAACUUGUAAAUUGAAAGGUCCAUUGAGCUAUGGCAAAAUUUAUGUCACUUUGAGGCAGACGUUGAGAUUUUGUUUUAUGAAAUUGGAUGCACAGAAAAUGAUAUAAUAAAACCGAACACAGUUUGUAAAAUUUGGAUGCGAAAUGUCAAAUGAAACUCGAGUGAAGGUGGCCAUUUUGGCAGCUGGAUACGGGACAAGACUGGAGCAGGACCUCGCCUCCCCCAGCAACGUGACCCACCGACACCUCAUCGGCACACCCAAGCCUCUGCUGCCGGUGAUGGGUGUGCCUCUAAUUACCCACUGGAUUACUCACUUCGCCAGCCUCACCCACCCCCCCGCCCAGGUUGUGGUAGUUGUUAACGACUUACACUAUCACAAGUACGAGGCCUGGCAGAGGUCCCUCCCCUCUCCCUCUCCCCCCGUCCUCCUCCUCAACGAGGGGUCCCGACACAACGAGGGGCGCCGCGGCGCUGUCGCCUGCAUUAAACUCGUCACCGACACCGACACCGACGCCUGCUGGGUCGUGGUCGGCGGGGACACGCUGCUGCAUCCUUCCUUCUCUGUUGGUGAUAUGGUCUCACUGAUGGAACAGCUACAGAAACGUCAGCAACAGAUGCAACAUCAGCAAGGAGAACAAUGUCCUGUUAGCAUCAUAGUCAGCACGUCGGUGCGAGACGAGGAUGUUUCUAAGGGCGGCAUUAUAGAGGUGGACGGGCAGGGCAAAGUCGUGAGCUUCCUGGAGAAGCCUGAGCCCCACGCAACCCCAUCCCGUCUGCAGAGCCCCUGUGUGUACCUCCUGCACCACCUGCACCUACACCUGCUGCAGGAAUUUUUGGACGCGAAGGCGAAAUUAUUGACAUUUCUCAGCUCGGUAUAG